AUGAAUGAAUUAUUGAGCACUCAAAAAUUAUGUGAAGUUUUAGAAGGGUCUAUUAGUGAUUCAAAAGAGAAAAGAAGUCAGUGCGAAGAAUAUUUAAAGCAAAUCACAAAAAUAGAUGGUUAUAUAAAUGUGAUCCUAAAUAUUGUCAAAAACAAUGAUGUUGUAGAUGAUAAUAUAAGAAUAUCUGCAUCUAUUUUUUUGAAAAAUAGCAUAAAAAAUAAUUAUGACAGACUAAAAAAUGAAGAAAUAGGUGCAUUAACAAAAAAUAUAUAUGAAAGCCUUCUAUAUUUAGAAAUGAAAGAUAAACAACUAUAUAUUCAGUUAUUCGAAAUAAUGAAAAUAUUAAUUCAUAACAAUUUUCCUGAUUAUUUUUAUAUAUUAGAUAAUAUACUAGAGGAUAUUAAUCAAAGAAAAGAUGUCAGAAAGUUGUAUGUUAGUUUAUAUUGUUUGAAAUUGAUUUUUAAAAAAUUAAAAAUAAAGAAAAAAGAAGAUAAUGAAUUAUAUACAGAAAUUUUAAAUAAAUAUUUUUAUCCAUUAAUAAAUUGCUUAUAUGAUUUAAGUUCAUUAGAUAUAAAUAAUAAUGAUGUUAGUGAAAUCCUAAGUAUUAUUUGUAAAAUAUAUUAUUAUGUGAAUGAUAGUUACCUGAUUAAAGAAGUUAUUAUUUUAGAGUAUAUGGAUAACUAUUUUAGCUUAUUUGAUUUUAUUUUAAAAAAUGAAAUAAUAAUUCCUAAUUAUAUAGAAGAUGAAAAUUAUUUAAAAAAUUUGCCUCAAUUUAAAUGCAAAAGAAUAGUUCUUGAUAUAAUAACCAGGCUGUUUUCUAGAUAUGUAAAUACAAAUUAUAAUAAAUUCAAUAAUGAUAUUACGAAAAAAUUUUGUGAAAUGUUUCUAAAUAAAUGGUUAUGCCCCUUUUUUGAAGAUUUUAUUAUCAUUUUGCAAAGCUAUCAUAAAAAUAAGAAAACAUUAACAGAUGAAUGUUUAGUAUUUAUAUUACAAGGAUUAUCAUAUGGUGUAGAAAAUGCCUUAAUUUAUAAAAAUUAUAUAAAAAAUAAUGUUGAUUUUCUAGUUAGAAAUAUUAUUUUCCCAAUUUUAUGUUAUAAUAAUGAUGAUAUUGAAAAAAUGAUUUAUGAUGAAUACGAUUACACGAUUAAUAUAUUCAACACAUAUGUUGUUGAAGAUAAAAAAGCAAGUGCCAGUUCUUUUAUAAAAGAUUUAACACGAUAUCGAGGAUUAAAGCAUAUAUCUGAUUUAUUUCUAUUAUGCGAAAAUAUUAUAAGUACAUAUAAUGAAAAUUAUAAUGUGAUAUAUAAUAAUAAUUUAUAUAAUUCUAAUAAUAAUGGAAAAGAAAAUCAAAGUGAUAUAGAAACGUUGCUUAACAAUGAUUUUUGUAAAUAUAAAUAUGGAGCUUUAAAAAUAUUAGAAUGCCUUUACAAUAGGUUGUGUGAUAAAAAAAGAAACAUGAAUAUAGAAGAAUUUUUAAAAACAUAUGUUGAAAAUGACUUAAAUAGCCCAAAUUACCUGUUAUGCUAUCAAUCUAUUGUUACAUAUUGUUGUUUUAUUAAAAAAGUACAGCAUUUUAAUGAUUUAAAUAGUCUUUUACGUAAUUAUGAAAUCAUACUAAAUCAUAUGGGUAGUUCUAGCUUAUUAGUAAGAGUGGCUAGUGCAUCAUAUAUUAAAAAGUUCUUUAAAAUUAAAAAUGAUUUUUUAAAAAAUGCAAUUAUUAAGACAAUACCUAUAUUAAUUGAACGCUUAUUAAAUGUAAUUAAAGAGAUAAAGUGUGAAUAUAUAGUAAUGACUCUUGAUAAUUUAGCUUAUACAUAUAAAGACUAUAUUACACCUUAUGUAAACGAUGUAAUUAUAGCAUUGUGCUCUAGUUUUAUUUACUUGAUGAAUAAAAAAGAAGUGGAUGAAAAUAGAAAUAAUUCAUUAGAAAAUAAUUUAAGAAAUCACUGUGAUAAUAAUAUGAAUGAAAAUUCCAUUAUUAAGCAAAAAAUUGGUAUGAAUGAAAAAAAAGGAAAAAAAAAUGAAAAUGAAGAAUUAGAUUUAAAUUCAGUUAUUUUAUCUAUCUUGACAGCAAUAUUAAGUCUUUUAGAUUCAGUUGAUGAAGGAAAUAAAGAAGAAAUUUACAAAAAUACUGUAUCAUAUUUAUAUAUUGUUGUAGAUGAAACUUUUAAAUCUCCAUCAAUUGAUUAUUUAGAGGAAGCAUUAUCACUUUUAACUAAUAUAACAUACUAUUUGGAUAUUGACGAACAAGUGUAUUUACGAUUUGAAAAAUUAUACGAUAUAUUUUAUUUUAAUUCUGACGAAAAUUUGAAAAUGAAAGAAAUUAAUUUAAUAAGGAAUAAUCCACAGUUAAUAUUAAGUACUGAUUUAAUUGUCAGUGAAAAAAAUAAUGAUGCUUAUUUUUAUGAUUUUAUUUUUGACUUUUCUGUUUCUAUUGGGGUUUUUGAUAAUAUUAUAUCCAAGGCAACAUCAUGUUUUGUAAAUAUGUAUAGUCAGAAGUAUUUUAUGAAAUAUAUCCAUAUGGUAUAUAGGUUGGGAAUAUUUGCAUUGCAUUCAAAAAUUAUAAAAAGUAGCUGCAAGUUGUUUUUUAUUUUAUUUGAAGCUACUGUUAAAAUAAGAGGAAUUGACGAAUUAAUUAUUCCAAUUUUAACUGCUUUUUCAUUAAAAAUUUUUAAACAUGAUGAAGUAAUGGCAAUAAUGAAUCAAAAAAAAAAAGAUUCUGCAGAAAAUAACGAUGAGACCGAAAGUAUAUGUAGUGAAUAUGAUGAAGAUAUAUUAAGUAAAACAAAUUUAGAAUAUAUCAAAGUUUUAUUUUAUGCUAUUAUAAUAUAUGAUGUAGAUAAAUUUUUUCUCUUCUUCAAUAAUAUGAAUAAAACUAAUUAUAUUUUAUUAUUUCUUUCUAAUUUAAAUGAUAUAAAAAUUAAUAAUACAAGAAAAUUAUAUUUAUUAGCAAUGAGUACUAUACUAGAAAAUAUACAUAAUUCUAAUAUCAGCAUGCAUAUAAAUGAAGUAAACUCUUUUAUUUUAAAUUUAGUUAAUGUAGCCAAUGCAUAUUAUGAAAAUAAAAAUACCAAAGAAACAACUGAAAAGUCAUUUGAUUCAGAAACAUCAUCAGUAGAUGAUAACAGUGAAGUCGAUAUAGAUGAAAAUGAGGAUGCUACCAAUGAAAAAGCAUUCAAAUUAAUUAAAACUAUUGAAGCUUUAGAAAAAAAAAAUGAUAUGAAAAUAAAAUUAAAAGAUAACGUUGCUUUAGAAAACUUAGAUAAUAAUAUACAAAAAGAUAAUUUUAAUAAAGAAGUUGAAAAUAAUUUUAAUGAGGAUGAUGAUGAUGAUGACGAUGAUGAUGCUUAUUAUGAUUAUGACGACUGCUCCGAUUAUAGCAAUGAUGAAUAUAGAAAAGGUUUUUUCGAUGAUAUUAAUGCUUUCAAAAUUUUAUAUGAUUCUAUAUCAAAUUUUUAUAGAAAGUAUGAAAAUACAUACAAUAAUGAUAUAUUAAGUAAAAUUAAAUAUUUAUUUGAUGCUGACUUAAAUGCACAGAAAGAACAACAAACCAAUAUUUGA
Messenger RNA from Plasmodium relictum, 3561 nucleotides. RefSeq names its product importin-7, putative. Gene Ontology annotation, molecular function: small GTPase binding. The transcript has a single exon. NCBI's taxonomy places the organism in Eukaryota, Apicomplexa, Aconoidasida, Haemosporida, Plasmodiidae. Gene Ontology annotation, biological process: protein import into nucleus. The record is from RefSeq and is a predicted model, not a curated record. Gene Ontology annotation, cellular component: cytosol; nuclear envelope. The coding region runs from base 1 to 3561 and encodes 1186 amino acids.